CAAUUGGCGUCGUGUGUCCGACAUGAGUUUGAGUCCUCUCUGUUGAAUUGGAAGUCAUGGCAGGUCCUGAUAUGAUAAAAACUCUGCUGUACACCGUCAAUAAUCUCCUACAGGAGGAGAAGUACAGAGCUGCCUUGGCUGUGCUGAAAGGAUUCAGAAACGGCGCCGUAUAUGGGGCAAAGAUCAGAGCUCCACAUGCCCUGGUUAUGACAUUUCUGUUUAGAAGCGGCAGUUUAAAGGACAAGCUCAAAGCCAUUUUGAAGGCCACGUACACCCACUCCCGAAACCUGGCGUGCUUUGUGUUCACAUACAAAGGACUACAAGCCAUGCAGCAGAAGAUCCAAGGAAAGAGUUUACAGUCUCACUCCUUUCUGGCUGCCUGCGUUGGAGGAUGGUUAGUGUUUGGAGACAACAACAGCAUUAACAGCCAGAUCAACAUGUAUUUGCUGUCCAGGAUCCUCUUCGCUCUGUCCCGGCUGGCUGUAGAGAAAGGAAUUAUCCCUCAGCCCAAGCAGGACCCCUUCCCGCUCUUUGCCACACUGGUUUGGGGCAUCGUCUUGUGGCUCUUUGAGUAUUACCCCCACACUCUUCAGCCCUCUCUGCAGUCCUCCAUGAGCUAUCUCUACCACGACAGCAACGUGUGGCACGACAUCUCAGACUUCCUUGUUUAUAAUAAACCGCGGACUGCUGCUUAGAAAUGAAGCUUCAGAUUUUCUCUCAAUUGAAAUGUUUUCCAGAAUGCAUAAUCACCGUAUUAUUGUUUUUUUGGUAUUGCUCAACUAUUCCAAAUAUAGUUAUUGAAUGUGGCCUUUUAAAUUUACUGUAGAAUCAUAAUUUGUGUUGUAGGAAGCCUUAUUUUGUGUUUCCAUUCAAUGACAUCUUUUUUUCUGUGCCAACUUGCACCAAAUUUCCAGCUAAAGAGCUAAACCAGCAUAUUUGCUGUUACUUUCAAUGGCAUUUGAAUCUACCUAAUAGGAUUUUCUCUUGUUUGUAUAUUGAUUGAAUGUCUAAUUUGUUUGAUUGUGUCAUAAAAUACAGACAAAUGCU
Acanthochromis polyacanthus (spiny chromis) is the source of this 1047-nucleotide messenger RNA. It is a transcript of the gene pxmp4, whose product is annotated as peroxisomal membrane protein 4. The transcript is spliced from 4 exons. The record is from RefSeq and is a predicted model, not a curated record. Bases 57 to 695 code for a protein of 212 amino acids. Gene Ontology annotation, cellular component: peroxisomal membrane. NCBI's taxonomy places the organism in Eukaryota, Metazoa, Chordata, Actinopteri, Pomacentridae.